Molecule: messenger RNA, 1064 nt
Organism: Zychaea mexicana
Lineage: Eukaryota; Fungi; Mucoromycota; Mucoromycetes; Mucorales; Lichtheimiaceae
Exons: 4
Coding region: 1-951 (316 amino acids)
Biological process (GO): carbohydrate metabolic process
Molecular function (GO): hydrolase activity, acting on carbon-nitrogen (but not peptide) bonds
Source: RefSeq, a predicted model, not a curated record
AUGCAGGAAGAUAGCGUCGAUGAAACGUUUUUGCCUACUAAAAUUCAAGCGGACGCCAACCCAGGCUCCGGAAUAAUACCACCUGUUCCUCAAGUAACUGGAUGCCGAACCCAAGGACAAAUUGCCGUAACAUAUAGUGAAGGACCUAGCGACGCUACUGCUGGUAUAGUACGCCAGUUAAAUCAUGCAGAUGCCCGAGCCAACUUUUUCGUGAAUGCUUCCUGGUGGGUAAUAACACAGUAUGCGAUGGUUGUCCAAAACACAUACAAAGCGGGCCAUUUGAUUGGCAUGACUUACCGAGUCAAGAACGACGACUCUUCCAAGCUUACCGAUGAAGAACUGCGCCGAGACAUUAUUGAAAAGGCACACAUUAUUGAGACGCUUAUUCACGUGGCACCCAAAUAUGUACGCCUUCACUACACUGAGCCCGAAGAUACACGUACCGAGAACAUGUUGAAAAGCCUCGGUUUCAUCCUUGUUGGCUAUAACCUGGACAGUCAAGACUAUGCCCAUCGUGACGUCUCUGAAAUUUACAGCAAAGCGUUCAGACGUUACAAGGAUACGUAUGAUGCCAAAGGAUCGUUUAUUUCGGUGCAAUACGAUAUGCCAGGAACAGUCAAGCUCUCCACAGUACCACAAAUGAUCAAUACUAUUUCGGAUGAAGGCUACACCAUGGUUCGUUUGGAUGGUUGCUUGAACGAUCCAAAGCCAUACAAGAAAUCUGCAGAAAGCACAGAGUACGUUUCGGACAAGCACUCAUUUAAUACCACUGGUUAUCACCAAGGACAGAAUGCUGUACCUCAAAGCGUUAUCGACGAGGCAAAAGAGAGUGAUGGAACGACGAACGAAGAAGCCACAAAAAGUCUUGGUAAUUCAAGUCCUGAAAGCAACAUUUUUACACUCGUCGCCACCCUUGGUUUCGUAGCUGCCAUGGUGCUGCAGCCAUUUUGAAUCUCAGAGUGAUUAAUGCAAAGCGAUGUACGAUUCACCUGUUUCCUCGCACUGCAUCUUUAUCCCCUCUUUUACUCUUUUAAAAAUUUUAAUUUCAUUAUCCAAUAAACCUG